Molecule: messenger RNA, 1580 nt
Organism: Rhopilema esculentum
Lineage: Eukaryota; Metazoa; Cnidaria; Scyphozoa; Rhizostomeae; Rhizostomatidae
Biological process (GO): regulation of microtubule polymerization or depolymerization
Source: RefSeq, a predicted model, not a curated record
UGACGCAGAGGCAUUAAAAUCGAUUCAUGCAUUCAUGCUUUGGUAGUGUUCAAUCCUGCACCUUUUGAAAUAUCCUAAUUCAUAUGCAUGGAUGAUAAUGUGAUCUUUCACGUCUUCAAGCCAUAUUUGGCUUUGUAUGUCACGUGGUAAAGAAUCAAAACAAUAGUUACUGUUCGAAGGCGCGAAAAGUAUCACGUCAGCAGAAGACCAGUUGAAAAACAUUUUGCUGCCGCUAAUCGUGAGUGAGGAAGGGAAAAGAGUAACAACAAUGGCUGAUAACGAGGAGAUGCCAAGAAAACCAAGACACUGCUCUUACAGUGCAGCUGACGAAUACUUAGUUGACUCGAACGAAAAGAGGCUUGACAGAAGCCUAUCCGAGAACGAUGUCGACCCUGGUGAUUCCAACUACCCAGUCCGAUUGGACAUAAUCAUCAAGCCAGCUUUGAAGAGCCCACCAAACAUUCCAAUGUCCCCUGUCAAACCAGCACCCGCAACAAUACGAUGUAAGCUAGCAGAGGAACGAAGGAGAAGUCUUGAGCUAGAAGUUGUACAAAAGAGAAAGGAACACGAUGAAAAGAUACAGAUUGCACAGAAAGUAAAACAAGAGUCUGAUGAGCAAAGACAGAAGGCCAUCAAAGACCAGUAUGAAAAGAAGAUUAAGUCUAGCGAGGAGCUGUUGGCAGCACAGAAUCAAGAGAAGUCCAAGAAGGCGGCGGCCAACAACAAAAGACUGGAAGAGGCAAGAAAAAUACACGAUGAAAAUAUUGCUGCAAAAGUAAAGGACGCUGAGCAAAAACUUGCUAAGACUAUGGUCUCCGAAGAAAUUCGAGAGAAGCAAAUACAGAAAAUUGUCGAGAAACAACAAGACAACUUUAGAAAAAUACAAGAAGCGAAGAUGACCAGAGACCAACAGGAAAAAGAGAUUGCGGAACAAAAACGCAAAGAGCUGGAAGAGAGGGAUCUACUUGCUCAGAAAAAACGCGAAAGUUUCAUUGAAAAUCGUAAAGAAAAUCUGCACAAGCAACUUGAACACGUGGGUAUUGUGUUGGCAGAGAAGAAACGUGAAAAGCAGACGCAAGGAUAACCGACUCCAAGUAGAAGCAAAACUUCAAACAUUGUUAUGCAUUGACUAUAGCAAAUGAAUAAGGAUUCAUGUUAGUUUAUUAGUUACUAAUUUUGACAAUGUCUGUGGCACAACUUGUAAGCAUGGUUUCAAAUCUGCAUAGACAGAUAUUUCUAGGAUUGAAGUCUGCUCUGUCCUUCCAAAACCUUAAAUCACUUCCAUCGUUAUUCUUUCAACCAAGUUGCCUAAUUAUUUUUUCAGACGAAAAUUGAAUUUCUUGAUUGGUUUUUUGUAUCUUGCACACAACUAUACAAUUACUUUGGCUCUUCACGUUUCACUUUGUUCUGUAAUGGAUGUCCUUCAGACCGGAGGCAUUCCUUUUGCUAACUGUAUAUAGAUUCGAUAACCCAGUGCACUGUAGUAUGUACCAUGACAGCCUAUGUAUGCAAAGGCAUUGUAUGCGUAUCAUCGAAUAACAUCUUAAUUUUGCCAGUGUUGUCUUUUCUCGCUGAAUAUC